AUGGAAAAUACCGACAGCGACAAGCCCAGGCCGGUUGCGCCACCUGAGCCCAUAUCACCCGCGCUCUCUUCUGGUGUUCCCAAGCCUUCAACUUCUAGAGCUGCCUCACCAGCUCGUGUUCCGACGCCAGAUUCUGCCCGCGCCAUAAAGGUUAAGAGCCCUUUGGUUGAGAGCGCACCUGUCACCGUUGCAACAACUGCCAUAUCUGCCACCACAGCACCUCGAGCCGCAUCUCCACCAGCAGACAUGCCUCCAUCACCAUUACCGAGGGCAUCAACUCCAGCUCCAGUUGCCAGGGAUCGCGCUCCAACACCGGUGAACGCGCAUUCACCUAGUACUGCUAAUGGAAAGUCGCCAGUAGUUGCUCCACAGAUCAACGGUCGCAAGGUUUCUAUCGGCGAGGCAGAUGCUGAAAGCGAGCUAAGUGAGCCGCUGAGCACUGUACAUUCUCCGUCAGGAGUCGACUUCAACGAACUUGAGGACGAGAUAGUAGUGGGCGCCCGCACUAACGGUAUUCGCAAGUCGUCUCCUCUUCGACCAGCAUCUGAAGGCGAUGACGAGAUUAUGGGAGAUGCUGAGGAUGAGCCCGUGGCUUCCCACUACCCAAAGAGAAAACGCAACUCCAUUUUCCAGGGCCUGAAUGAGAGGAAAAUGGAGCCGGUGAGGUCUCUCGCUGACGAACGACAACCACAAGCAACAGCAACGAAGAGCAAGCCUCCACGUCUGAGCACCGGAAGUGUCAAAGGCGUCACCAUUGGAUAUUGGAGAGACUCAGAGGCUCCCACUGUGGAUCUUAAACAUGCUGUCAUUGGUUUCAUCGAUGUUCGCGAGCGAUUACGGACCCGUAUCCAGCCCACCACAUUAUCUGGAGAAACAAUAUCAGACGAAUAUCCUUUGCCACCGGGACCUGGCGGAAGUUGGGUAACCUUUGACAAGAUUGUGUUUUUGGAUCAUCUUGUGGGCUUAGACCAGCUACAGGUCAAGGAGUAUGUCAAGAUCCGUGCCGAAGCAACUGGGACAGACGAGCUUGAGGGGGAGAGAAUUGCUGCCGAGAAGGCUGCCGUUAAAGAAGCAGUUCGUCGGGCCAAUCUCAACUCCACUGCUGAGCACGGCACAAAUCUUCCUCAGCUCGCUUAUGGUGUUGAUCUUCCCGAACACUUGCAACAGAAUCGCGAUGCUAAAAGGAGGAGGACGAGCGGAGGAUUUGCGCCAGCCAACCCUCCUCCCUCAAAUGGCCCUGUCAUCGAACACACUCCCAUUCAGCCAGCCCCCGGUGGCCCGCAACCUUUGCGGCAUACUGUUGAUCCCCUGCCCGGCACCAGGCCUACUAGAAUUCUUAUUGGGCAUUGGGCAAAGUCUAACUCGCCGGACCCCCGUGAUCGCCAUGCAGUGUACGGGAUCUUGGGACAGAAUGACAUGUUCCGCGUUAAGUUGGUACGAGAGACGCGCGACGGACGUUUCGUUGAAGGAAACUUUCCCGCUGGGGCUGGUGCACUCUGGAUUGCAUACGAGGAAGUUGCAUUUGAGCCACACUUGAAAAACCUUGCACGGAACGAGAUCAAGGAAUAUUGCCGUGUUCGGCAGUACCAGAUAGAUAUGGGAGAGAAAGAAGGGGACCGAACUUCAAACGAGACCAAGGCUGUUUAUGAGGCACAGGCAAGGGCUGCGGGGACGAAUUACAAGGCGCCUGCCCCAUUGUCUAUUGCACCCGCUCUACCCCGUCUUCCAGGCGAUCAUGGAGAAGAAUCUGAUCAGACAGGGCGAAUGGGAUAUGGUGGCCAUGAGUUGCGUCAGAGUCGCCGCGUCGAGGCCGCCAGAGCCGAAGCACGCCAGUCAUACAUAGAUAUCGACACUCCCCCUCAGCCUGCGCCAGCUCCUCGCCAAAGCACGAGUAGAACAUCGUUGAACAACAAUGCGAUCGAAAGAACAUCUGCUCUAGCGGAGCGUGAGAUUGCACGCGUCGAGCUCGCUCAGGAUCGCGCUCAUAUGCAAGCAGUGAACCGUGAACGGGCAGCAGCCGCGGCCGCUCAGGCAGCCCAAGCAGCUGCAGCAAACAUCCCCGGUAUAGCUGUUAAUGGACGGCAACAAUUACACGAGCGGGACGAAAUGCAACGUCUUAAUAAGGUCUGGGCACGUCAGGAAAGCCUCCGACUAAGAACGAAUGCCGAAGACGCAAAGAUGUAUGCCGGGGUGAAAUAUGAACGCAAGACGCAAGGCCCAUUUACCGGGAAACUCGUUUCACAAGGCACCAUUAUCAAUAUUGACGGCGAGGACUACAUCGAGUACCGUGUUCUCGCUAAGCCAUCAUUCUUCUAG
Molecule: messenger RNA, 2316 nt
Organism: Fusarium musae
Lineage: Eukaryota; Fungi; Ascomycota; Sordariomycetes; Hypocreales; Nectriaceae
Exons: 2
Coding region: 1-2316 (771 amino acids)
Source: RefSeq, a predicted model, not a curated record